AUGGCCAAAUCCAAGUCAUAUACUAUAGUCAUCAAGCUAGGGACCUCAUCCCUAGUGGAUGAGAAAACCAAAGAACCAAGACUCUCCACAAUGUCCCUCAUAGUGGAAACAGUGGUCAAAUUGAGAAGAGCUGGACAUAAAGUGGUUAUUGUAUCAUCUGGUGGUAUUGCAGUUGGUUUGAAAACUAUGGGAUUGGAUAAGAGACCAAAAAAGCUUUCCCAAGUGCAAGCGUUGGCAGCUAUUGGUCAAAGUAAACUUAUAGGGAGAUGGGACUCCUUAUUUGGUCAGUUGAAUCAAAGAAUUGCACAAAUUUUAAUCACAAGAAAUGAUAUAUCUGACUGGACCCAAUAUAAAAAUGCACAAAACACAAUGAAUGAAUUGUUAAGUAUGGGUGUUGUUCCAAUUGUUAAUGAAAAUGACACUUUGUCCGUUGCAGAAAUUAAAUUUGGUGAUAAUGAUACAUUAUCUGCAAUUACAGCUGCUUUAAUCAAUGCUGAUUAUUUGAUACUAAUGACUGAUGUUGAUUGUUUAUAUACGGAUAAUCCAAGAUCUAAUCCAGAAGCUAAGCCAAUCCUCGUGGUGGAGGAUAUUAAUGAAUUGAAAGUGAAUACUUCAAGUGGUGGUAGCGAUGUUGGUACUGGUGGUAUGACUACCAAAUUGAUCGCUGCAGAAUUGGCUACAGAAGCAGGUACUACUACAAUCAUUAUGAAGUCCAGUCAACCUGAAAACAUGUGGAAGAUUGUACAACACAUUCAAGAUCAUGAUGUGGAUUAUAAAGAUGAGGAUGGGAAUGCUUUAGAAUUGGAUGAUGUUCAAACGGGAGAAUUAAAAGAAUUGAAAUUGAAUGAUGUCCCAUUACAUACAAGAUUUAUCGGUAAGGAUAAACACGUCAAAAAUAGAGAAUUUUGGAUGUUGCAUGGUUUACAGACUCAUGGUACAAUAAUAAUAGAUAAAGGUGCGCAUAGUGCUCUAACAAGAAGUAAUAAAGCUGGUUUAUUACCAGUGGGAAUCAUAGACGUUGUUGGUACAUUCCAUGAUCAUGAAUGUGUAUCCAUUAAAGUUGGUUCAAGGUUACCUAAUGGAGAAUUGGAUACUAAAGAACCAUUACUAGAAAUCGGUAGAGCAAGAGUGAAUUAUUCAUCCACUGAAAUUGAAAAGAUAAAAGGUGCUCACAGUCAACAAAUUGAAGAAAUUUUAGGUUAUGCUGAUUCCGAAUACGUUGCACAUAGAGAUAAUUUAGCAUUCCCACCAAGCGUCUUAGAGAGUACACAAUCACAUGAACAUAUGGUUCCAAAUCUCAGAUAG
Molecule: messenger RNA, 1305 nt
Organism: Hansenula anomala
Lineage: Eukaryota; Fungi; Ascomycota; Saccharomycetes; Phaffomycetales; Wickerhamomycetaceae
Gene: PRO1
Product: glutamate 5-kinase
Exons: 1
Coding region: 1-1305 (434 amino acids)
Cellular component (GO): cytoplasm; cytosol
Molecular function (GO): glutamate 5-kinase activity; ATP binding; RNA binding
Source: RefSeq, a predicted model, not a curated record